UCCCCUGCAGAGCCAUUUUACACGUGUGUGGACAGAAGUCCACCAGCCAUAUUGAAAAGCUCAGUCAACUGAUCAUCAAAAGCUGCGAAACAAACCACUACAAAUCUGUAGCAAUCCCUGCAAUCUGUGCUGGAACCGGCGGGCUGCAGCCUGGACUCGUGGCAGGAGCAAUCCUGCGAGGGAUCAAGAACGCCACGACUUCCACCAACCUUCACACCCUGCGCGAUAUCCGCAUCAUCCUGUACAAGAUGGAUGUGUUCCUGGCAUUUCAGGAGGAAGCCAUGCAGAUGUUUUCCUCUGCUGCGUACUGUACAGGUGCCCUGCCUGAAGCACAGCAACAACAGCCUCGGCUGUCAGCGAGCGCAGACCUCAGCAUCCUCAGCAACAGUCCUGCAAGUCAGUCUGCCUUUCUGUUCCUGGGUCUCAGCAGGAAGAGCGUUGAGGACGCCAUGGCGAAGCUGAAAGAUCUGUAUCAGAACCAGUGCUCCACUCACACCUUCAGAAAGAGGAGCUGGACAGUCUCGUGCAGGACGACGUGACAGAGCUGAUGCAGCUGAUCAACACUCAGGGACUGUACAUAAAACGUGACCAGUCAGGUAACUUAUCUGUGAGCGGCCUAAAAGAUGGCGUCACCCAGGCGGUGAUUACAUUCAAUGCAAUUCUCCACGGUAACCUCAGGAGAGAGGUGAGAAUCAAGGAGGAAGAGGAACUGUACACCCGUGUGGUUUGGUGCAUCAUGAGCCACAAUGGUCUCUGGGAGAGACUUCCCAAAACUGCAAAUUACAGUUUGGAAAAACAAGACAUUGCAAGGGGAAUAGUGGAUGCACAUGGAGUCACAUGGAUGGUAGAUCUAAACAGCAUGGAGGCCACAAACCUCAUGGUCGCAGAGCCCAGGAAGCUCAAACGACUGGAGAACCUGCCAGACUUCACCAUGCCUCUGUACUGGGACAGCAUGGCCCCCGGGGAGAACGUGAAGGUGGUGGCAGUGCCGCCUUCCUCUGCAGAGUACCGAGCUUUGAAGAGUGCCUUCAGAAAAAUUGAGAGCAAGACUGUCAUGAAAAUUGAGCGUUUGCAGAACAUCCAUCUGCGUCGCGCCUACGAAGUCCAGAAGAAGCACAUUUCAGAGAAGAACAAGCAGGAGGGGGGGAGCGAGGGAAAAACUUCUGUAUCACGGGACCACCAAGGACAGCUGCGACUCCAUCACGAAAACUGGCUUUAAUCGUCGUUUCUAUGGACAAAAUGGAACUGCAUAUGGUGCUGGUGUUUACUUUGCCGUCAAUGCAUCUUACUCAGCGAAUCCGCGCUACUCCAAGCCAGCUGCUGACAACUCUCAGGUCAUGUUCGUGGCUCGAGUGCUGACCGGCAUCUACACUCAGGGCAACAGCAGCAUGAACGUCCCUCCUCCUCGAGACAGCCAGCGGCCCCAUGACCGCUUCGACAGCGUGGUGGAUAAAGUGGACAAUCCCCAGAUGUACAUUGUGUUUCACGACAAUCAGUCUUACCCAGACUAUCUCAUCACCUUCAAAUGAGGGGGAAAUAAAACAGCUGGUGUCCCUCUGUAGGGCCACAUUGUAACAUAAUCUCAGGGUAUCAUUUGCAGGUAGUUCUUGUAGUUUAGUUAGAAAGUGUGCCUACCGAAGCCAUACUUUAAAGAAGAAUUAUUGUCUGUGUAUUAUUUACUGUCUAUAGUCACAAUCAACGUGGUGUGAUGCUCAUCGCCUUGACAAACAAAUGAAUCAAUAAAAUUGCAACAAUCUUUCAAAUAAACUGCCUUUUUCAACUGUAAUCAGAAAAUUAAAUGAGCACAAAUUAGGACAAAUAUUCCUUAUUAGUAUAAAUAAUAAAAGAAAAAUAGUCAAAGGGUUUAAAAUAAAAAUACAUAAAAACAAAAAGUAAAAGUGAACUAGAAAAUUCCGGAGGAAAUUUGACUUUGUGUCUGCCAGCUGCUGCUGACAGUGAUCAGUGUGUUUGCAUAACACCUCAGAAUUCACAGUGAGCUCUGAGCUGAGAUCAGCCAUGACAGAGUCAGCAGGUGUGUGUGUUGCCAUGGAUACCAGCUGCACUUGUAAUGGUGUUAUAAGUUAUGUUAAAAUGCUGUUAAAAACAAAUGUGAAUUUGUGUAAUGUAAUAUGAGUUCUGUUAAAAUGCUGUGAAUAUGUUAAAAUACUAAGGGACAGAAUGUUUUAAUUCAUGAAAGUAUUUGGUUAAAAAUAACAAUUCAUGAAAGGUUAAAAAAGAUCUAAAGUGAAAUUCAUAGUAGUUGAUCAAAUUAUCUGUUAUCCAUUGCUUUGGUCUCCCAGGCAGACACCCAGUGUUGAGCCAAAGAUGGUUAAUCUGUGUGUUAAACAAUUAAUUUCUGAUAUUGUUUUGAAAUAUGUAUUUGGGUCUUACUUGACAAUGUUUUCUGCAGUGUUUUUGCUCCUACAAGCUUAUUUCUUUGAGAAUUGUUUAUGAUCAGGUUUUGAUUACUCAUGCCUGAGCCCUGUGGAGGGAAACGCGCUGCUUCCGUCCAUCCAUUAAUACACGGGAUGUGACUGAGGAAACAGCGUGUCUUUGUGUUCACUUUAUUAUUCCCCUUCACAGGUGAGAAAUGAUAAUGAUGAUGCAUUUGUCAGAUCAUAUGUGUUUUCUGUUUGUUAAGAAAGACAUGUGGAGUAAAACACUGAUGUCUGUAGUGACUUUAAGAGUGAAGGAAGAGUUAAAUGUAAGUGGAUGUGACACUCAUUGUUGUUCCUUUCGACUGCAUGGUGGCGUAAAUAGCAUUAUUUCUGAGCCAUAUUUGUAGUUUUACUGUGCAAUGUUGAGCAUUUGAAUAAUAUGUGAUUGAUGGGGAAAUG
This is a messenger RNA of Salarias fasciatus (jewelled blenny), 2837 nucleotides long. RefSeq lists its product as uncharacterized. Gene Ontology annotation, cellular component: cytoplasm; nucleus. The transcript is spliced from 6 exons. NCBI's taxonomy places the organism in Eukaryota, Metazoa, Chordata, Actinopteri, Blenniiformes, Blenniidae. Gene Ontology annotation, biological process: negative regulation of gene expression; protein poly-ADP-ribosylation. Bases 548 to 1219 code for a protein of 223 amino acids. The record is from RefSeq and is a predicted model, not a curated record. Gene Ontology annotation, molecular function: transcription corepressor activity; NAD+ poly-ADP-ribosyltransferase activity.